This is a messenger RNA of Folsomia candida, 1578 nucleotides long. RefSeq lists its product as uncharacterized. The record is from RefSeq and is a predicted model, not a curated record. Bases 1 to 1578 code for a protein of 525 amino acids. The transcript has 10 exons. Gene Ontology annotation, molecular function: protein binding. Lineage: Eukaryota; Metazoa; Arthropoda; Collembola; Entomobryomorpha; Isotomidae.
AUGGUUAGUGUGCACGCUCUCCAUGAAGCAGCCGCCCGACUAAAUUCUACCGAGCUGGAGGAAAUCUUGGCUGCCGGGGUGGAUGUGAAUUCCACGGAUAAAGAUGGCAACACAGCCUUGCACAUUGUCAUGAAUAACGAAUUUCAGGGUCACCUGAAUGAAGACUUGGUCACCGGGUGCGUCGACGUCUUGCUCCGAUACAAAGCGAAUCAUCGGGCACCCGGUCACAACAAUCAGACACCGUUGGAGCUCGCAAUUACGAACAAGUUGUAUUCAUGCAUCCAUUUACUUCUUAAAGCGGGGGCCGACAUGGUGAGCAGCCUUGCCACCGAGUUACCUAACGUCAUAUUAGAGCGGUUGGAUGACGGGGUAACAUAUUACCAGGAUACGGAGGGCACUGAUAUCAUCCAGUUGGAUUGGAGACCUGUGUUGGGCUAUAGCGACAAGCGCUACAAGGACGAAAACAGCAUAAAGUUACCUCCAGAAAGUGAAUUCAUGUAUAAAACUAUUACCGCAAAGAUAAAGAACUUGGUGGACAAGGAGGCGAUAAUUAACCACCCCUUGGUCAAGGCUUUCAUCCACCUAAAACUUGCCGAAAUCCCGAAACGCUACAAAAUGAUUCAAGUAUUCGAGAUCGUUUACUUGUGUCUGAUGGCCUUGUUCAUCUACACGCUGUACUUUCUUCGCUGUCCGCUAAAUGGUUUAGAUUCCAAAGGAACGACUAACACCGACGGUACGACCUCCACAAGUACGGACUCCAGCAGUACCAUCGAUCCGCAACAAUUCACCGAUGAAACUACGGAAGACUAUAUGUUCCCUCCGGAAGAGGAGAGCACCGGAGAAAAAUGUGAUAUCAACAUUAUCACCGUUUUCCAAUGCUAUAUCGUGCUACUCCUGACGCUCGUCUUUUUUGGAAGGGAUGGAUACUUGGUGUACAGAGUGGCAAUUCUCUUCAUUUCGAUUCACUCUUUAAUUCAGCUUGAGACCUUUAAAAUUUUCGCCGUCUAUGUGGAGACCUUUGUUUCGAUGCUGAUAACCGUGUGUAAACUGCUUCUCCUCUUUUCCCCGAUGUACUUAGGAUUUUACAUGGGAUUUAACCUAAUGUUUGACGACCUCGCGAGAGUGUUUUCCUUCAUAACGAUGUCCGUGGAUGCCGGUACAGACACCUUUUCCGCGAUAGGUGACGCCUCGAAGGAGAAUUCUUACACGUUUGAACUCAUCUCGAAAGUUUUCGCGUUCACGUUUAUCGUCGUGAUGUCGAUUGGAUUUAUGAAUUACGUGUUGGCCACGUCCAUCGACGAUGUUCAGGGUCUAAAACAAGAAGCCAAAGUUACCCGGGUGCUUCGUCAGGUUCGCAACAUUUUGCAAGUUGAUCAGCGCAGCAGGUCUUUCAGAUUGGUGAAGCAUGAUCCCAAAAUGGAGACCAGCUACUUUUACACAUACAAACCAAUUGAGGAAAAGCAAAAACUAAGUGCAGAAAUAAUGCUGGAAAUUACGUUGUUGCUGAAGGCCAAACGGGACGCUCAAGUGGAUGAAGCUGGAGACGAACCAGAUGAGUCUGGCACCUCAAGAGCGUAA